Mesitornis unicolor (brown roatelo) is the source of this 923-nucleotide messenger RNA. Its product is annotated as solute carrier family 23 member 1-like. Gene Ontology annotation, molecular function: transmembrane transporter activity. NCBI's taxonomy places the organism in Eukaryota, Metazoa, Chordata, Aves, Mesitornithiformes, Mesitornithidae. Gene Ontology annotation, biological process: transmembrane transport. The record is from RefSeq and is a predicted model, not a curated record. Gene Ontology annotation, cellular component: membrane. The annotation marks the transcript as partial. The transcript is spliced from 7 exons.
UCGUCCUGAUCGUCCUGUUCGCCCAGUACCUGCGGCACAUCCCCAUCCGCCUGCCCGGCUACCGGCGCGGCAAAGGCUUCGUCCUGCUCCGCGUCCAGAUCUUCAAGCUGUUCCCAAGCAUCCUGGCCAUCAUGGUGGUGUGGCUGCUCUGCUACAUCCUGACGCGCACCGGGGUCUUCCCCAGCCAGCCCGAGGCCUACGGCUACAAGGCCAGGACGGACGCGCGGGGGGAGAUUCUGUCCGUGGCACCCUGGUUUCGGGUCCCCUACCCCUGCCAGUGGGGUCUGCCCACGGUGACCUCGGCAGCCGUGCUGGGCAUGUUCAGCGCCACGCUGGCGGGCAUCAUCGAGUCCAUCGGGGACUACUACUCCUGCGCCCGGCUGGCCGGAGCCCCCGCUCCCCCCGUGCACGCCAUUAACAGGGGCAUUUUCACCGAAGGCAUCUCCUGCAUCAUCGCGGGGCUGCUGGGAACCGGCAACGGCUCCCCCCCCUCCAGCCCCAACACCUCCUCCAGCCCCAACAUCGGCGUCCUGGGCAUCACCAAGGUGGGGAGCAGGAGGGUGAUACAGUACGGGGCCGGCAUCAUGCUGGUGCUGGGGACCGUCGGCAAGUUCACGGCGCUGUUCGCCUCCCUGCCCGACCCCAUCCUCGGAGGGAUGUUCUGCACCUUAUUCGGCAUGAUCACGGCCGUCGGCCUCUCCAACCUGCAGUUCGUCGACAUGAAUUCCUCCCGCAACCUCUUCGUGCUGGGCUUCGCCAUGUUCUUCGGGCUGACGCUGCCGAAUUACCUGGAUUCCAACCCCAAGGCCAUUAACACAGGUGUCCCCGAGCUGGACCAGAUACUGACGGUGCUGCUGACGACGGAGAUGUUCGUUGGAGGGACCAUCGCCUUCAUCCUGGACAACACCAUCCCGGGUAACUGA